This is a messenger RNA of Epinephelus fuscoguttatus (brown-marbled grouper), 5857 nucleotides long. RefSeq names its product SERTA domain-containing protein 2-like. Gene Ontology annotation, molecular function: transcription regulator activity. The transcript has 2 exons. The record is from RefSeq and is a predicted model, not a curated record. Lineage: Eukaryota; Metazoa; Chordata; Actinopteri; Perciformes; Serranidae. The coding region runs from base 324 to 1298 and encodes 324 amino acids. Gene Ontology annotation, cellular component: nucleus.
GUAAUGGCGGUUCUUGCCGUCUUGACUGACGUUCCUCAGUGACACAUCUCCUCCUCCUCCUCCUCCUCCUCCUCCACCGCUGCUGCUGCUCCACUUCGCCAUUGUGUGCGGAGCUCCGUGAGUGUCGAGGUCGAGGCAGCCACCGGGGGAACGAUGGCGGAGUAGGAACAAACAAACGGACUAACGGCUCGCUUCUCCUCCAUCUUCUUCUCCUUCUUCUUCCUGCCGUCCGUCCGCUGCUCCCGCUCCCACUCCCGGCCUCACCGACCGACGACACCCAUGCAGCAGAGGAGACCCUGGAUGGGACUAGCUACAUGUGAUUUAUGUUGGGUAACGGGGUGAAGCGGAAACUGGACGAGGAUGAGGAUGUUCUGGAGGAGGACCAGCGUCUUCUGGCAGUCGGUGGCAUGUCGCAGGCGUCCUACACCCUGCAGCGUCAGACGGUCCUCAACAUGUCCCUCAUGAAGCUGUACGGUCCGCGGAUGGGCGCCGAUCUCGGCCUGCAGCGCCGAGUCCUCAUCAACAACAUUAUCCGCCGCAUCCAAGAUGACUUCAGGCAAGAAGGAGGCGUCGACACGCUCUUCUUCUCUGCUGCGCCGCCUGGCGCUGCUGCCGCCGCCGCCCGUGAGGACGAAAGCUACCGGCAGCCUCCGCCUCCUUCCUCCUCUUUCAGCAUCCUCUCGUCGUCGCUGUCAGGACUGACGGCGCUGGACUCCUGCCUCACUCCCGCCUCGCUGCUGGAGGAGGACCUGCCCAUGUUCUUCACCCUGCCGCCCUCCUCCUCCACCCAACACCACCACCUGCACCACUCCCCAAGGCCGCUGCCACCGCCCUCGCCGUCACCCAAAGACAGCUUCUCCUCCGCCCUUGAGGAGAUAGAGGAGCUCUGUCCUUCCUCUUCGUCUUCUUCUUCCUCCGGCCCGCCGGCGCCCCCUCCUGCUCGGCUUCUGUUUGACGUCAUCAUGAAGGAGGAGGGGCGUGGCUUUCAGGAGGUGGAGAGCAGGUUGGAGAAACCUCCUCUUCCUCCCUCUCCGUCCUCCCCGGGCUCCUCCUUCCUGACUGACUUCGCCCUGGACGACGUCCUCUUCACAGACAUUGACACGUCCAUGUACGACCUCGGCCCCUGCCCGCCCCCAUCAGGAGCGCUGCCGUCUAAGAUGGCUCCCGUCGUGAUGGCGGACGACCUCGUCCGGUCGAUGUCCGGUUACGGAGCGGCGGGUGGCGGCGCUCAGAACCAGCCUUUUAAAAUGGACCUGGCGGAGCUGGACCACAUCAUGGAGGUGCUGGUGGGCAGCUGAGAGGACGACGAGGCUUUUUAUAACGUUUUGUUAAUUUUGUACAGUUUUAAAAUCACAGCGGACUUCACACGGGUUUUAUUCUGGAGGGUUCAAGCUGCUGUGUGUCGAGUCUGGAUAAAUUAUGACAACAUUAGUUCACCUGCAUAAACUGCAUCUCACACAGAGAGAAACCUGGUGGAUCCUUUUACUGAGCGUAGAGGGGUCAAGAGACGGAGACGAAGGUUUCACAGGUGGCAGGUGGAGGUUAUGAUAAAAGAGCAACAGAAAAAUAAUCCUUCAACCUGUUGAAGCUUUUCAGAAAGCGGAGAGAAACAGGAAACAGUGUAACGGCCCGGUCACAGCAGAAACAUUAAUCUGUGUCUCAAGUGUUUGGUUCUUAUGUCUUGGUGACGUAGUGAGAACACGCAGAGCUACAAUAUUUAUUAAUGUGCUCUGUCCCGAACCAACCAAACAUUAAAUGAAAUAAAAAUGUUGUGUCAGGGCCUUUAAGCAAGAGUUUAAAUGCAGGACUUUUACUUGUAAUAGAGUAUUUCUACCCUGCAGUAUUACUACUUUUCCUUAAGACCUGAGUACGUCUCCCAUCACUGCGGGCCUUUCAUGUGUGAGAUGCAGUUUGUUCAUGCUAAUAAAGGUUCACUAAUGUUUCUAAAAAUCCACACAGCAGCUUUAAUCACUGAGUUACAGUAUUGGAGCCACGCGGUCACACUGAGCUUCACGCCGCGGAGCCCACGUGUGAAUAAUUUCCUCAGUAACACCGGUGUGAAGUCCCGUUUUCUACCGCUGUCCGAGAAAUUGUAAGAAACAAACAAACAAAAAAAAAUCUCUAGAGACUUUUCUACCGUCGCUGCAUGUUUCUACCAAUAAGAAGAAAAAAAUCUCAAUAGCAUUUAUGAAAAACAAUCCAGUGCCUUUUUAAACCUCGAUCACGCAGUCACGUCUUGCUGUUGCUCGUCACGUAGCAAUACGAACUCUGACGGAAGUUUUAUUCCAACAUGCAGUUUCAUUUCCUAAAAAUUCAUCAUGUGACAGCUGUUAAAGUCCCGAGCAUCCAGCCUGCAACGUGGGUUUCACUCUGUCAUCAAAGAACAUCAAAGUCUGUUUAAAUGCAACGUGUGAAUGUGGAGCUAUUUAUUGUGUCGUAGCUUUUAAAAAGAAAAUGUAAAGUUUUUCUUCUUAUCAGUGAAUCCCAUGAAAACAGACGCAGAGCGUAGUCGACAGUUUUAUCUUGCUCUUUUCUUUGGAUUUAAUAAGAAGAAAAAAACAUAACAUCUUCAGACUUUCUCUUUUCAGUUUGUUGCUAACGCUAUCUGUCACACUUCCUGUCCGAGUCUGUAGUUCAACAUGUGUCGGCUCAGUUUAAGCAAAAUUAAAUUGCAAUAAUUUUUAGUGAGUGGUGGUGAUGAUGCAGACUUCCAUAUGCAGACGUUCCCUUUAGCAGAACUAUGAAUUAUUUAUUAUCUCUCAGCUCUCAGUGUGUAUUUAUUGCAACUCUGGACACUAAUAUUUUGUUUGUACAGAACAUAAAAAUGUUUUAUUUUAAAGGACAAAUCCACCAAAACUGACCUCCGAGUUGAUCUGAGGAAGAUUUUUGGGGAAAGAUGAACUCUGAGGUCAUUUUUGGCGGAAAUCUCUUCUAUGAAAUGUCAUUUAAUAAAUGAUCUGAGUUUUGUUUUGUUUUUUAAUGCUAUGUAAUAUAUUUUAGGAUAUCAGCAAUGCAAACGCCCUCAAGUCAGCCUGUGCCACAGCUCUGAUGUGUGUGUGUCUGUCUGAAGAUAGAAAUGGAUAAACACUGGGCCAGUUUUUAAACUUUUAAUCUGAAUUUUGUUUUAAUCAAAUGUGCAAAGUUGCUUCUGAUCUGGAGGUAGUUUGAGUCAGGUCAUAGAGUCACUGCAUAUGGAUCCUUCCUUUGCUUAAGCAGCUCUGUGAUGGCUAACGCUCUGAAACCUGAGCAAACUGGCUUGAUUUUAAAAACAUGGGAAGACGACGGCAAUGAACGACGAGAGAAGAAAUUAGCCAAAAAAUCUGUGAAAAGAGAAAAGUCGUUUUAAAAAAGAAAGUAAAAACAAACCAACAAGGAAAUGAUCUGAACAUGUGCCGAAAAAUUCAAGAAUUCUACAUCAUAAUUAGGAAUAUGUAAUAAUAACAAUUAUAGAUAUUUUUUCCCUAGCUAUUUGUCUGUAGUUUUAAAAAAUAAUUUUCUAUUGUUAUUUUAUUUAUUUUAUUAUUAAUUAUUUAUUUUAUUAUUAUUUUUUAAAUCUUUUUUUUUUUUAUACCGAGUUGCUCACUGCCUUUUCCCCAUGUUUUUGAAUUUGAGUUCAAAGGUUUAAAUAUUUGCAAAAGGCGUCUGAAAGCAGCCCAAGAAAAGUGACGUCGCUCCAGGUUUCAAUUAAACUGAGAGAAAUAUUCAACCCCAGUCUAUCAGAUUGAAAUAUUCCAGAUGUACUAGGCAUCAUUUUAAACACAUUUUCCCAGAAUUCAUCCUGAUAUAUUUGGGAUCUUUGAAGACAUUGGGAUUUCCACUAGAAUCUAAAAUAUAUCCAGGGGCCGUGUUCACAAAGCUUCCCCGUACUUAGAGCUGCUCCUGGUGACAAUUUUCUCAGAAUUUCCCCUUAAAGUUAAGACCAGGUCCUCGUAAAGAUGAAAGUUAUUCACAGAGCAUCUCAGACAUUAAAGGAGCUCCUAAGGUGACAAAGUGUCGGGAGCAGGGAGGAGGACUUGAAGAGUUUCUGAAUCAGAGGAGAAAAUGGUGGAAACACAAAGAGGUCGGACGAAUAUGCUCCAAACACAGGAUGACAGAGAGGAAAUGCUACAGAUUAGAUUGCAUUUCCUCUGCAGGCUCACAAAAGGAUGUGUCUGUGACAACCAAUCACGUCUGUUAAAAGACUGCAUCACACCUGGCAGUGAGGUCAAACACACCUCCUCACUCAGGUAAACCUUUCUGUCCCUCCCUCGCUCCGAGAACUUUAAGCUCGGACUCCUUAGAAACAACUUAAAGGCUGAGUUAGGCGCUCUGUGUCUCCACCCGCUGGUCAGAUGAUGUAACAGCAUGUACUAUGUCUUAUUAUGUAGUGUAUUUUAUAUUAAUGUAAAAAGAUGCGCUCUGAUCCACCUACCUUUUUGUAGUUCUGCCGUCAGUAGUCACUGCACUGUUGCCUGCAGUGUGAACACCAUCAAGACGUACUACUUCUUGCGCCCUGAACUUUGACCCUCUUGCUCAUAAUCUGUUACCUUGGAGAUAAAACCAAACACUGUUCGGCAACCUCGAGAUGGAGGUCAACCUGCAGAGCUCUGCUGUUGUUACUCUGCAGUGUUGGUAGGUUAACUUUAAAGUUAUAACUGCAGACUGUAGCGUAUUCACCUCAGUGAAAAUACAUCUGCAUUUCUGUCAUCGUUAUUUUCACAAUUGUUCACUUAAACAAAUUAUAUUCCUGCUGUUACUGCUCGACUGGUCGUCAGUCACUUGAAUGCACUGUCAUCCAUCGUUACAGCUUCUGACAGCGGUCAACAAGCCGUCAAACGUGUGCAGAGGAUUGUGGGUCAUAACCCGAAAAGCAUAUUAUAGAACAUCCUGGUAUUUUUUGGCACACUGCAUUCAACAUACUAUAUUUAGGGACAUGCCAAAUCUUGUAUGUGGAGUUGGUACAGGCCAUCAAACUUUACAAUGACACGAUGAAUUUAAGAGGAGAUAGACUGAAUUUUAAAAAGUAUUUUAAUGUCAGGAACAUUAUUUAUUUAGUGACUUUGCUGUUGUAAAAACUGCUGUUGCUGCUCCACAUAUAACAUUUUGAUGUAUUUAAAGCAUUCACUAACGCUGUUCUGAAUUUAUUUUUAAAUUAUUUUCUAAAAAGCAGUUAUUUAGAAAUGAAAAAUAACCAAUAACAGUAUCGAUUAAAGUAGUAGUAGCAAUAAAUCCUUAACGAUACCCAUCCCGAGUCCUUUUUAAGCUUUAGUGCUUAUUUUAGUAGUUUCCUCAGAUGUUCCUGGAGCUGAUUUAUCAUUUAUUUUAUUUUAUUUUAUUUUUUUCAGCUGUUAAAAAUCAUUUAAUUUAUCAUGAGCACGCUGCAGACUCAAACUGCUGCUGUGAAUCAGUGUGUGGUGCCGAACUGAGACACUUCACAUACUGUUUCUGAUGUCGAGUAAGAUGGAGGAAACUCUACGUCACCUGGAUCAUCAGCAGCACCAGAGUGUCUCAGAGUGUCUGGUAUCUGAGACCUUCACCUCUGAACCGACCGUAAAACUCAACAGGAAGUCAAACUAAAAUUUGACCAGAUUUAAAAAAGAAACUGGCUCCAGACUGUUUAUCCAGACUCUUCUUUGCUGGUUUUGUUUGUUUCCAUCCAGAGACUGACAGACUGACACGUCUCUCAUCAAACCAAAUCUUCUUUUUCUUCUUCUUCUGUGGUUUGUAGCGUGUGUGUGGCUGCUGCAGGUUUUUACUGGACGUUAACAGGAGGGAUGAAACUACACGACUCUGUGCCUUCUCUUAUGCAAUAUGACAUGUUUCUUCUGAGAAUUAAAUCUGAAUGUGUCAGAUGAGGAUUCAGCUCUGAUGAUGAUUG